GUGUGUGGCUCACACCCUUGUUCUUGGGUUGGAUGCGCGGGUACAGCCGUGGCUUUGGGUUUUGGUGGAUGAUCUGGCUGCGUUUGAUAGAUUCCCCUGGGGCGCGUAUUCGUAUAAGAUGUUAUGCCAUUAUACGACAGAUGUAGGAACCGGCGAGAAAUAUCACUUCUACGGUCCUUCGUGGGCUUUAUAUGUCUGGGCAUUGGAGCGCGUCCCGGGCUUCGGACACAUGGUCGCAGCAUCUAGCGGUGAUCCGACAGCGCACCCUCGGUGUUUGAGAUGGACUUUCAGGGGUAAGCCGAAGCUUCACGGUCUGCGCGAUCUAUUCGAGGGACAGGGUGGUGUCAUGCCCCUGGAGCCCGAUGCUGACGAUCUGUCGAGUCACUACUUCAUAUCAGCGCUGACACCGGGCGAACUCUCGGUGAGCUUCAGGCCCCCCGACAACCCAUUAGCUCGGGGUGUCCAAUUUCCACAGGGCACCGGAGCCCGUGUUGUGGAGGAGCGCGGGGACGAGGAGGAUGUACCUAGACAGCCUCGUACGACUCGCAGUCACAGUGUCCGGGGCCCUGUGAGGGAUGCUCGACAGCACGAGCCGGCUCGUCAUUCAGUAGAUCCAGGCAAGCACCCAGCGCCGCAUACUUCUUCAUCGUCGAGCGGAUCUCGGACUGUAUCCAGUCCCAGCGAGGGUGAGGUGGAUCGUAAGUGGGUGAAGAAGACGAUCCGUCAGGAGAUUAAGAAGGCCUUCGGCAAAUUCGUGGAGAAACUGAAGGGCAAGGGUAAAAAGGAUAGGUGCAAGAAGAGCAAACAUUUCUGAGUGCCCGACUCCCCUGAUGAUGAUGACCAGCGACGGUCCCCUGAUGAUUACCAGCCACGGUCUCCUCCACAGCGACGGUCUCCUCCACCCAGUGCUUCAGGGCCCGACGCUUCAGGGCCAAGCGUUUCACGUUCCUGCGACGACGACCCCCGCGGUGAGGAACCACGCCAUCCAGAGACCCAGGAUUACAACGAGCAGUGGCGGGCCAUGAAUCAGUCUGUUCAGGGCGACUACACACCGGCGGAGCAGACUUUUGACUGGUCGACCCAGGUCUACCCUCAUUGGUCUUCCCCAUUCCUGAAGCCGCAGUAUAGAACAGAGACCCCGAUAUUCUUUGCUGAACCGCUCACUUCUAUUGCACCACAUGAGUGGGGACAGUCCAGUUCGGCAGGACAGGCUCAGACGGAGGAGCCUGAGCCACAGGCAGAGCAGCCACAGGUACUGCUGCUGCAGCACCUAGAGCAGCCGCCGGCAGAGCAGCCGCCAGCAGAGCAGCCGCCGGCAGAGCCCCCGCGUCGCAGUCAGAGGGUGAGGCGUCCGUCUAACUAUCAGCGAUCGCCUUGGGUUAAUAGCCAAAUGCCACGUCCAGUGACACAAGUCUGCAGUGACCAUUAUGAGAAGUGGAUGGCUAGGUGUCGAGAGGGUAGGGGUCGUGAGAUUUAUGUCAAGGCAAGUGGUGGUUUGCGGGAGUACGACGACUUCGCGCGGGUGGAUAAUGUCAGCCAGGAAUUCACAACUGGGGAUAUUGACUUGUAUUUCUUAAGCUUGAGAAAUAGACUUCGAGCUUCAGCAGAUUUACUGGAUGACGUAGAUAUGAAUAACACAAUCAUAUUAGACACGGAUUGGUUUAUAUACCUCCAGGGCGAGUGGGACGCUCUAUUGGAGAAGUGGGCAAGAAGUGAGUUUACUCCAGAGGAGUAUCAUAUAUUGACGCAUGGAGCAGUAGCUGAUGGUUGGCAGCCCCGGAUAGACUGGCUCUGCCAAAUACGUGGAAAAGCCGUUAAGGGCCAUGAACUUCCUCCUGGUCAUAUAGGAUGGAUGGAUGCCACACAGGUUCUCAUGCCAGUCAUAAUUGGCCACCAUUUUGUCCUAUGUCUGAUCCGGUUAGGAGAAUUGGUUUGCGAGGUCUAUGACCCAGUAUUCCACAAGCUAUCACCUCGACAGCAGGAUGGUCGAGUUGGUGAACUACUGCCUUUAUUGAGAUUGUUGCCAAUUGUCCUUCAGUUGGCGAGGUGGCUAGACGACACAUCCAUUGAUUCGACAGUGGCAAAGGAGAAGUACCCACUUAUGACGGCGGUGUUUGCUCCAGCGGAGGUUCAGUUUCACCAGCAGGACUCUGUCAGCUACGGGCCUUUCGUCUGCAUGUAUGCAGAACGACUGAUAUCUGGCUCUCCAUCCAUUGAGUGGGGUAACCACAACGUGGCGGCAUACAGGGCCAAGAUUGCUAGAUCUAUAUUUUCGCUGUGUGAAACUAGGAAAGCCCGUAUCACUAGACUUGGUUUUGCAUAG
Messenger RNA from Salvia miltiorrhiza (redroot sage), 2323 nucleotides. RefSeq lists its product as uncharacterized. Bases 1022 to 2323 code for a protein of 433 amino acids. The record is from RefSeq and is a predicted model, not a curated record. Lineage: Eukaryota; Viridiplantae; Streptophyta; Magnoliopsida; Lamiales; Lamiaceae. The transcript is spliced from 5 exons.